Vitrella brassicaformis is the source of this 667-nucleotide messenger RNA. Lineage: Eukaryota; Vitrellaceae. The record is from the annotation of a GenBank genome assembly.
UCAGCUGCAGUGUCUGGGGGAGCAGAGGGGGCCCUCCUGGUGCGGCUGGGGAGUCUCAGUCGUGUAGAGGUAAAUCGCGCGAUAGUAUUCGUGGAUGUGGGCGGCGAAGAUGUCGUGCUCGCCCUCUCCGCAUAGGUAGAUGGAGCCGCUCCGCUCACCGUUGUUGGUGCUCACCAGCCUCGUCUGACGACCCCAGGGGACGGCGGCCUGCAACGAUGAGAACAGACAGGCAUCCCAGACCUACGCAGCUUUUGACCUCGGUAGCUGGUCUACUUGGGUCAGCAGACAGGCAGCUCGAUUCCACUGAGCCUGGUCCUCGUGAGAGCUGAGAAUACCGCUACUGCACGUCCGUUGCUCCUCAGACGAGAAACUAGGCAGAGAAACAGGGCAGACACACACACAGGUCGUCCAUUUGUGCGGAAGUGGCUCCAUGGGUCAAAUCGCCUUACCGCGAGACGACCAGUUGCCGGAAGCUCAGGUGAUCCACCUUGUCGUUGACUGAUGGGUACCACCUCCCUUAGGUCACUGAAGGAAACACCUCAUUGUGGACUGAAGGAAACACACAUAUGCACACAAUGGCCCACACGUGAGCAUCGCCCUGUUGUGCCAUGGGUAUUGUCGCUCUCACACUCCCCUCUUACGAUUGGGUCCGUCGGGUCGAACGCAU